AGAAACAACAACACAACCUACUUUCGUCAUCAGAUGUAUUUCUGUUCCCACUGCAUUUUAUUUCGGUUUAAAUGCAGAAAUAUUUAUAAACCAAACAGAUAAAUUGCAAUUGUGGCCUCAAACCCCAGACCCGAAACACGUGCAAGUGCCCGAAAAGUGACGCCUCAGUGAAGCAACAGGCUGUCUCCGACAAUUUGGAGAGAGACGGACGUUGUGUGUGACGUGCAUUGACAUUGAAUCACAUUCGCGGUUUCUCUGCCAAGUGCCAAGUGAUAGAGAGAAAGCAAAAAUAAAACGAGGAAGCGUUGGUGGCCACAGCCAGCAGCAGCACCAAUACCUAUAGCACCCGUAUCAGCUGUUCUCUGUGCGUAAGGAAAAUUUAUUAUUAAUUGUGCCACCGGGCAGCAGUACGCAGCGCGUGUUCGACAACAUUCCCAGCAGGGUUCUCAGUGCAACAACAGCAGCGAGGGCAACUACAACUAACGAGAGCAGCCACAACUGGAAAUUGGAAUCGACAGAGAACUGCGAGCCCCAGACACAGCCAGAGCCCCAGCCCCAGCACUGCAUUUAAUCAAAACAUUUUGUGUUGUGUAAUCGCCCGGCAGCAACAGCGAAAAAAAAAACAGCAAAUAUGAGCAACGACGCCAGCAACGACGCCGCAAAAGCCCAGGAGGUGUUAGCCAAAGCGAAGAGCGCCCCCAAUGCCAUCAAAUUUCUGUUCGGAGGUCUCUCCGGCAUGGGCGCCACCAUGGUUGUCCAGCCCCUGGAUUUGGUGAAGACACGCAUGCAGAUAUCUGGGGCCGGUAGCGGCAAGAAGGAGUACCGCAACUCUUUCCACUGCAUCCAGCAGAUAGUCAGCCGGGAAGGACCCCUGAGUCUGUACAAGGGCAUUGGUGCUGCUUUGUUGCGUCAGGCCACCUACACCACCGGGCGUCUGGGCAUGUACACCUAUCUGAACGACCUGUACAAGGAUCGCUUCGACAGGAACCCCAAUGUGGUGGACAGCAUGGCCAUGGGUACCAUUGCUGGAGCUUGCGGCGCCUUCAUCGGCACCCCGGCCGAGGUGGCUCUGGUGCGUAUGACCUCCGACGGACGCCUGCCGAUUGCGGAGCGACGCAACUACACGAAUGUGGCCAAUGCGCUGACGAGGAUUACUCGCGAGGAGGGUCUGGCGGCGCUCUGGCGUGGCAGUCUGCCAACUGUGGGCAGGGCCAUGGUCGUGAACAUGACCCAGCUGGCCAGUUACUCGCAGUUCAAGACGUACUUCCACGAGGGACCGCUGCAGAUGGAACAGGGCAUCAAGUUACAUUUCUGCGCCAGCAUGCUGAGCGGUCUGUUGACCACCAUGACAUCCAUGCCGCUGGAUAUUGCCAAGACGCGUAUUCAGAACAUGAAGACUGUCGAUGGCAAACCGGAGUACCGCGGCACUACCGACGUCCUGCUCCGUGUGGCUCGCCAAGAGGGUGUCUUUGCCUUGUGGAAGGGCUUCACACCCUACUACUGCCGCCUGGGACCGCACACGGUCCUCACCUUCAUUCUGUUGGAGCAAAUGAACCAGGGCUACAACAAAUACAUUCUGGGUGCGGACACAAGCUCUGGAUUGUAGUGUUGCUUGUUAAACUUUGUUAAAGCUGAAAUAUUGUCCAGAUGAGCAGCCGCCCAGCUGGCAUCUGGUCGGUGAACGGAUUCCAAAACUAUCAAGCAACCCAGAAAUGAGGGCAUACGGGCAAUAUCCCCAGUAACGAACGAUUAUCCCGAUCGAUGAAUGUGUGUGCGUGCGAAUGCAUGUGCGUGUAUAUAAUGUUAAGGUUAAACCAAUGUAGGGCAUUUAAAUGUCGGCAAUUCCGGUGACAAUAUUACAUGAUUACGUCUAUAUAGUGUACAUAUAUAUAUCUCGAUGUUGAGACAGUUUUUCUCUAGCGCCUUAAAUUGAAAGUGUAUUCUCCAAUAAUAAAGCACAAAUUGAACAA
Molecule: messenger RNA, 1970 nt
Organism: Drosophila obscura
Lineage: Eukaryota; Metazoa; Arthropoda; Insecta; Diptera; Drosophilidae
Product: mitochondrial 2-oxoglutarate/malate carrier protein
Exons: 2
Coding region: 632-1606 (324 amino acids)
Biological process (GO): succinate transmembrane transport; phosphate ion transmembrane transport; oxaloacetate transport
Molecular function (GO): thiosulfate transmembrane transporter activity; malate transmembrane transporter activity; antiporter activity
Source: RefSeq, a predicted model, not a curated record